Molecule: messenger RNA, 1068 nt
Organism: Postia placenta MAD-698-R-SB12
Lineage: Eukaryota; Fungi; Basidiomycota; Agaricomycetes; Polyporales; Adustoporiaceae
Exons: 4
Coding region: 1-1068 (355 amino acids)
Biological process (GO): maturation of LSU-rRNA from tricistronic rRNA transcript (SSU-rRNA, 5.8S rRNA, LSU-rRNA); ribosomal large subunit assembly
Cellular component (GO): nucleolus
Molecular function (GO): rRNA binding
Source: RefSeq, a predicted model, not a curated record
AUGUUACGCACAGUGAAACCAAAAAAUGCGCGCUCAAAGCGAGUGCUGCUCGCGCGCGAGCCGAAGGAGGUCGAGGACCCGCGGACGGCCAUCUUCGUGAACGGCACGCACGCUGGGGAGAAGGUCAAGUCCGUCAUGAAGGAGCUUAUGGCGCUGAAGCGCCCCCACGCGAUCUCCUUCUCGAAGAAAAAUGCGGUGCGCCCGUUUGAGGACGCCUCCUCGCUCGAGUUUUGGGCGCAGAAGAAUGAUGCGAGCCUUUUUGUCGUCGGGCAAACCACGAAGAAGCGUCCCGACGGCAUGGUCUUCGUGCGUAUGUACGAUGGGCGCGUGCUUGACAUGUGCGAGGUCGGCGUCGACCGUUUCGUGAGCAUGCAGGAGUUCAAGACACCGAAAUCGACGCCGGGACACAAGCCAAUGAUGCAUUUUGCGUCGGAGCUGUUCGACACACACCCACGGUUCAUGCAGCUCAAGUCGAUGCUGAUAAGUUUUUUCAACGGGGAAGCGAUUGAUUCGAUCUCCCUGGCGGGGCUGGAGCAUGUCAUUAGCGUGAGCGUGGGGCCGACGCCGGCGUCGCUCACGUCGACAGCAGCCGCGGCUAGCGCUACGCUCGGGCCCACGGCGUCGACAUCGACGACUAGCGACAGCGCGUUGCUACCAAAAGUGCAUAUUCGGGCAUACACGAUCCGGCUGCUUGCGUCGGGCGUGCGGACGCCGCGCAUUGAGCUUACACCGAUGGGACCGUCGCUGGAUCUGAGCCUGCGACGACACACAGACGCAGACGCAGAGGUGCUCAAACAGGCGUUGAAGCGGCCGACGCUGCGGAAGCAGGAGGUGGAGAAGGGGCUGGGGCGGAAGCGGAAGAACCUGGAGGUGGACGAGAUGGGCGACCUGCGCGGACGGAUUCACGUGGGAAAGCAGGAUCUGGGCAGGCUGCAGACGCGGAAGAUGAAGGGGCUGAAGGGCGCGCGGGCGGACGCCAUGGACGUGGACGUGGACGACGACGCCGACGACGACGCCGAUGCGAGCGGGUCAGAGGGGUCACGCACAAAACGGAGGCGGUCCGAGUAG